Molecule: messenger RNA, 1563 nt
Organism: Haliotis rubra (blacklip abalone)
Lineage: Eukaryota; Metazoa; Mollusca; Gastropoda; Lepetellida; Haliotidae
Product: adhesion G-protein coupled receptor D1-like
Exons: 13
Coding region: 1-1293 (430 amino acids)
Biological process (GO): adenylate cyclase-activating G protein-coupled receptor signaling pathway; cell surface receptor signaling pathway
Cellular component (GO): membrane
Molecular function (GO): G protein-coupled receptor activity
Source: RefSeq, a predicted model, not a curated record
AUGACGUCAUACGAUUGGCGGGUGUCCACUGUUGUUUACAAGAACCUGCACCGGAAGAUGUCAAAAAGAAGCCGGAAGUACCGGAAGGCUAAGCUGGGCAGCCAGGUCAUCUCUGUAGCUGUUCAGGAUGCGCACUAUCCCCACAAAGCGAAAGUAGAAACACCCAACGCAAUCAACUUCACAGUGGCACGAGUUGACAGAAAGGGCGAGGAAGAGAAAACCCGUAUCUGUGCCUUCUGGAACACCAACGAAGCUGAAUGGUCGGACACCGGGUGUCAUCUACUGAGUCAGAAUAAAACCCAUACGACCUGCUCGUGCGACCAUCUCACCAGCUUCGCCGUUCUUGUGUUGUACUACAACGAUGAUGAAGUAUCUGAUAUCAAUGAGCGAGUGCUGUACAUACUGUCAGCUGUUGGCUGUAGUUUGUCCAUCCUGGGACUGGCCAUGACCCUCUUCAGCUUCACAUAUCUCAGGAUGCUGCACCGGGAACGGAUCUUGAUCCAUGCAAAUCUGGCAGGCUCUCUCAUGCUUGCCCAGAUUAUCUUUGUUGCUUCAAGUGACGCCCACAAGAGCCAGGUCCUGUGCAAGGUGGUGGCGAUCUCGAUGCACUUUUUCUUCAUGGCUGGCUUUACGUGGAUGAUGCUUGAAGGACUUUGUCUUUACCUCAGCUGUUUACGGAGUCACCACAACUACGGUGACAUGCGUCUCAAAUACGCAGUCAUCGGUUGGGGCGUGCCUAUCAUCAUCGUCAUCCUCUCCGUAGGUAUACAGUUCCCUCACUACGGCGAUGGCCCGGGGGACAGCUGUUGGCUGUCAGCUGAACACGGACUCAUCUGGGCUUUCAUGGCACCCAUGCUCCUCAUCGUCAUCUUCAACCUGAUCAUCCUGGGCCUGGUCAUCAAGGUGUUUCUAACCCUCAAGGCCAACUCACAGAAGACAGAGGCUGCUCGCAUCAGAGCCAGCCUGAGAGCCAUGUCCAUGCUGCUGCCACUGCUAGGGGUCACGUGGCUGAUCAGCAUCCUCGUCCCCUACAGCACCAUCUUCCACUAUCUGUUCGUCAUCGGCAACUCUCUGCAGGGUUUGCUGAUUUUUUUCCUCCACUGUCUGUGCAAUGAUGAGGUACGGAAGUUCCUCGCUGCUAAGCGAGCCACGCCCACCAUGGGGACAGCCACCUCGGACAUCGGCGAAAGCGCACUUUGGAGGCGUCGGCGGUCGGCGGCGGCUCUAAGCUUUGAUGACGUACAGUCCAGAUGUCACACAAGUGCACCAGGUCGCCGACAUGCGUGGAUAUGAACUCGGGGACAAGAGAAGAUCACAAGGAUUGUGUGUAGCGUCUCUCUCACUCUCUCAAGGUCACUAUACUGACCUUGCGCUGUCACGUGCGCGGCUACACGACAAUGUUGUGGUGGUCACGGACGGGUGACUAUUGCGGGGCUAAAUGCACGUGUUUGUGACUGAUAACAAAGGGAUAAACCUCUCAACGGAAAUCAAAUGAUUUACGUAAUUCAAUAAUAAAAAUCGCUGAAGAUUAGCUCACUGAAACGUGUUUCUUGUUGACUGUGU